UCCCAUUAAUUUUUUUUUGGCCAAGUGAAUUUCAUGUUUUUUUGUUUAAUUUCUGUUACUUCUGCAGUAAGAAACAAACAAGCAUUAACACAUAAUAGUACAGAAAUCAUUCAGAUAAUGAUGCAUUUACCAUGCAGCAUCAAGAGAGAUCCCACGCCCAGAUAGGAGAAGUGAUUGCUUGCAUUGAAUUGAGAUGAGCAUGGGGGAGGUACUGAUUUCCUUGUCAGAAUCUGAGCUGGUCAUCUGAAGAUAAUGUAGAGUAUUGGUCAUGGUAUAAAUAUUUUGCUUCUGAUGCACUUAGUUCCUUUUCCUUUUAGUUUGGUUACUAGAUGAAAUGAACUUUCACAGGAGAAGCAAGAUUCAGCAGAAGCAGCAAGAUUGUCAGCAACGGCAUCUCAGGAGCCACCAAGAAAUGAACAAAAUAUCACACCCGGGGCUCCAGUGGUGGGCUCUAGUCCGGUGUCCAGUGAAAGAAACAGCAGCACAAAAGAGGCAAGACAUUUCAUGUCCAAGAUAAAAUUGAAAGCUGCCUGCACCUGUUUAUGAAUAAAGAAGAUGUGGUUAAGACACUAUUCGAACUAGAUGGAAUUGACCCUGCUGUUACAAGCUUAGCAUGGAAUCAACUGGAGGAAGAGAAGCCAGAAAUUUUCAAGGAUUUUUACACAAAGUUGAUUCUGGAAGAACCAAGCUCUACAUCCAAUCAAUUACUUGAGCAGCAAAACGAUCUUGAGAAUUUCCUUGCAUGUCUAGAUGAUCCCUUGGCUUUUAUUGAGGAAGACUUUCAACACAUUCCAGGCACAAGUUGGAGUCCAAGUGCUGGACAGAUGAAACUCCUUGACAUUCUACCCUGGGGAGACACCAUUCCGCUAGAGGUUCCAAUUCCAUCUGGUGAUCCCUAUAUUGAUUCCCUGAGCACUGUUUCCUGCAGACAACUUGUAAAUGAUGAAAACCCUGCAUCUGACAGUUUCCAUCCAGCACAAAUGAAUUUUGAGAGAUUGAUGGCCAUGGACAGAAAUGCAGCUGGUAUAGCACGUGUCCCACUCUUUAUAAAUUUGGAGAUUCUGAAUCCUGCAUCAGUUGCAGACAAUGAUCAAACAGAGGCAGAACAUGAUCCGAUCUUAUCUUGUCUGAACUCUCCAGAGCAACCUGGGCCUGUCUUCGGUUACUUGACAGAUACAAGUGAGCCAAAUUUCAAUCCAGGUUCUGCUAUAUUGCCUGAUCUUCCCGACUCAAAUUUCAAUCCUGGUAAUAGCAUAUUGCCUGACACUCCAGAGACAAAUUUCCAUCCAGAUUUCGGUACUUUACUUGAUCCUCCAAAGCCAAAAAUCGAUGUUGAUGAUUACUUCAACGUUUCUUCCUUGGACUCUCAAUCAGAAGAAGAAUCUUAAGGCAAGGCCUUGCAAUAUUAAUCAUGUCGGGAGUUGGAUCGCCUAGAUGUAGCUCAGACUAGAAAAAACCACUGAUUAUCUUGCCUGUAUGGAACAUCUAGCGCGUCAAGGAAGCAGGAGAAGAAAGAUUCCCAACAAGGAUAUCUCGUGAGCCCCCAAGAAACCACCAAAAUCUCUCGUAUGGAGGUGCUCCUAUGGCGGGCUCUAGUUCAGCGCCAUCAAGAAACCAUCAAAAUCCUACAGGUGGGCUCUAGUUCUGUGCCACUGAGAAACCAACAAAAUCGUACGCAUGGAGGUGCUAUUGUGGCAGGCUCUAGUUCAGUGAAACCAAGAAACCAACAAGAUCUAACAAAAGAAGGUGCUCUUAUGGCGGGCUCUAGUUCAGUGCCACCACAGCGUGUUCUGCAGGAUUCUAUUGCAUCUCAUAAUGCUUCAUUGGCUCCCAUUCAAGAAGGCAGUCAGCCCAUACCAGGUAAAUUCUUUCCACAACAUUCUACCAUAAUGUGCCCGUGCCCGUGGGGGUUAAACCCAAACUACUUUGCUACUAAGGCUCAUUUAUGACUCCUCAUCUUCCUAUUAAAAAAACUACACCUGGUGCUCCCUGCAAGUAUGUAAAUGUUGUAUGCAAUUGCUGGAGCAUCUCCUCUUAUGGCUACCUUCCUUUAAAAGUUCUUGCCGGAUCAUGACACAAAAAUGCUGUGACUUUCGACAAUCUUAUGGGAGUCAUAAACACUAGGAUUCAAGGGAGAGGUUUUAGACCUCAUAAAAUAUCAUUGAAGAUUAAAUGUUGCCAAGGAUAACCUUUCCUUCUGUUCUGUUCUGUGCUAUGUUUAUCCAUUGCUUGCCUUUAUCCGCUAGGUUUCAAAUUCUUGACUUGUCAAAUUAUGUUCCUUUUCCAACAGCUCUGACAUUUUUCUUUUCGUGAAUCAAUUGAAACCAGAACUAUUAGACAAAGUUCGGUAUCUGGAAAUAUUCGAAUGCAUUCAACUAGUACUCGAGACAUUCUGAGAACAAAUAAACCUAUCCAAGCACAACAACAAAAGCAAUUUCCUUAAUUUUCACUUAACUGUUUUUAAGUCGUUAUUCAUUAUGCAGGACCUCCUCCUUGUUUUCGUUAUGCAAGCCUUAAAUUCUCAGUCAUGCCGCUGAAGUAGAAGUGCUUAGUCUAACUUGUCAUUACAACAUUUGUGUUAGUGAUGGUUUCUUUUUCUGUAUCACAGUCGAUAGUCUUGCCCCCACAGAUUCCAAAUACAUCAACUGCUCACUUCUAGACUGAUUCCAGGAGCCUUAUUUCCAGCUAUCACAACGAAAACCCUGCAUCUGGCAGUUUAUGCCCGGCACAGAUGAAUUAUGAGAGAGGGUGAAAAUUCCUUCUGGCAGCUAUCCAACUGGAACUUGAUGAAUCUAGGUGUAACAGCUUCGGGAUGCUUCAUAUGCUUGCAGCAACCAGUGGCAAAGUGCCGACUUCCCGCUAGUGGUUUCUAUAUCUCAUUGAGUGUAUUCUAAAUGCUACUAUAUAAACUAUACCAACGUAUGCGUAACAUUAUAGAGUAAGAUCAAUUUGGAAAGCAUAUAUCCGACUGGAACUUGAUGAAUCUAGGUGUAACAGAUUCGGGAUGUGGAAUACAUGUGAGUAAUCAGUGUGCUACAUGCACUGAAUCUAUUUGAAAUGGAAGGAGUUCAGGGAUGUGCUGUUCCUGAGUAGGGGCAAGCAAUUGAGUAGGUUCCAUAGGCCUGGUCUAGUGCACGUUUAUGUGAGCAUAAGUCUGUAUUUACUUGGAUGAAUAUCGACAAAUGCACUGAUAAAAAAUCAUGCAAAUUAUCAGAUGGUUUAGCGGGAAUAAUUGAGAAUACUUGGGUUUAACCUGCCAUAUACUUACCGCUCUUCUGUUUGUUGAAGGAUGGUGGUGGAAGGCAAUGCACCUGACAGGGUACCUUCCUUAACACGGUCAGAGAUUCUGAAUCCUGCAUCAGUUGCAUAUGACAAUCAAAAUGUAUCAGCUUUUCAUGUAGGAGACAUUCCAAACUCUUUUUCCCCGAACCUUCCACCAGAGCAACAUGGACCUGGUUUCGGUAAGUUGAUUGACGUAAAAAGUGACAUGAAGGCAAUGCACCUGACAGGGUACCUUCCUUAACACGGUCAGAGAUUCUGAAUCCUGCAUCAGUUGCAUAUGACAAUCAAAAUGUAUCAGCUUUUCGUGUAGGAGACAUUCCAAACUCUUUUUCCCCGAACCUUCCACCAGAGCAACAUGGACCUGGUUUCGUUCACAACCUACAUCAGGGAUGUAAUAAUCCACCACGGCUUCCACAUCCAUCUACUAUCUCCAGAUUGAUUCCACAAGCCCUAUUUCCAGCUCUCUCAAAGCAAACCCUGCAUCAAGCAGUUUCUGCUCAGCACAGAUGAUCAAUUGUGAGAGAGUGAUGCCGAUGCAUGCAACUGAUACACUACCUCUUCAAGCAUUUAUGAAGCCGAUGAUUCCAAAUCAUGCAUCAGUCGCAUAAAAAGAUGGAACACAGAAGUCACAUUUUGGUUCACAGAACAGUCAUACUUUCUCAUUUGUCAGCCCCCUCCAACCGAGCAAUGAGGGACACAGCAACAAUGGCCAAAUUUCAUGGAGCAACAAGGGCCUGGCUCCAGUAAGUUGGCAGGCACAAAAUUCGGCUCGCUACAUUCUGCUACAUUCUGAAGCUAUUCAUGUUUCUCUCUGAAGAUAAAAUCUAUGGAUAUAUAUUUCUUCUACUAGUCUCUAAGUUAGGUAUGGUUUCCAUCCAUUCAUCAAUUUACAUGUCUCGAAAAAAAGAGAUGGCACUGACAACAAUUGAAGUGGAAACUGCAUUAGCCAGACUAUGCUAGCCUUCCACAGAUUACUUCGGUUGCAUAGCAUGCAGAGAUGAUUUUGCGUCAGGUUUUGAAGCCUGAAUUUGAUCAAGGCCAGAGCAGGUUAGCUCAAUUAUGUUUUCCCCUGCUCUCUCUCACAGCUGCAUGUAGUAGUUCAUGUCUCUUAAAGCAGACAAAUCUAUGCUUAGAUUGAGUUCUAUUCCUAUUCGAGGCUUCAAUUGGUUACCUA
This is a messenger RNA of Populus trichocarpa (black cottonwood), 4456 nucleotides long. RefSeq lists its product as uncharacterized. Bases 543 to 1388 code for a protein of 281 amino acids. The record is from RefSeq and is a predicted model, not a curated record. The transcript has 11 exons. Lineage: Eukaryota; Viridiplantae; Streptophyta; Magnoliopsida; Malpighiales; Salicaceae.